UACCAUGAGCUACACUUUAUAAAUUAUGUUUUGAAAUAGAACUAUAUGCACUUCUUACCUAAAAUAUUCACCCUAUGAUAUUAUUAUGUCAAUCAUAUUUUCACAUUCAAAAAGUAAAAUUUUUAUGUAGUUUUAAAUUUUGGGGUUACAAACAUUAGUUUCUUACCAUAUUUUGUUUCAAGAGUAUCAUGUUUUGACACAUUGUUGUUGUGUUAUUUCUUGCCCAUUAGACCAUGUUUCAAAUACCAGAUCAUCAAGUUGCUGGCCACAAAGCAAGUAAAGGAAUAAUUGGCCCUCUCAUAGACAAUUCAGGGCGUUUUUACAAGCCUCUUCAAAGUAACAACCGUGGCUCAAAAGAGGAAUCUUUCUAUAAAAAAUUCUCUUCCAACACUGAAAUCCCAAAUCACAUACGCAAAUUCUUCCCUACUUAUUAUGGGACUCAACACAUUGAGGCCUCUGAUGGAUCUGGUCAACAUCCACAUCUAGUCUUGGAAGAUAUUGUAACGUCCCCGCUUCAAGCCUCCAUUAGGUCCUUACACCCACAGAAUGAAUGGCUCUUAUACACGAGUACGUCACUCUGGCUGGUUCAUGGACUGAUGACUUCCCAUACCUACACAGUCUCGAAUUCGAAUGAUGUAGAUGGAGAAUCAGAUUGUGCAUUUGCACAACGUGUUUAUGGUGGUCCUAAUGGGGUGUUGGCACAAUUGUUGAUGCUCAAGAAAUGGUUUGAAGAUCAAACUCUUUUUCAUUUCUAUUCUUGUUCUGUUUUGAUGGUUUAUGAGAAAAUAAAGCCAAAUGAGGAUAGAUCAUGUGUUACAAUUAAAUUGAUUGACUUUGCUCAUGUGGUGGAUGGUCAAGGGGUUAUUGAUCAUAAUUUCUUGGGUGGACUUUGCUCUUUGAUCAAGUUUGUAUCAGAGAUUCUUGAUAACUAACUAAUAAUUAAGUUGAAAGUUACUUGUACUUGGCUAAUAAUUUGUGACUCGUCAAGAAUAGUAUUUGAAAAAAAUAAAUUGCCAACAUUGUAUCUACUUUUGUAUUUUAUUUAUGCUUGUUUAAGAAUAAAUGUGAACAUUAAUCA
Molecule: messenger RNA, 1078 nt
Organism: Cannabis sativa
Lineage: Eukaryota; Viridiplantae; Streptophyta; Magnoliopsida; Rosales; Cannabaceae
Product: inositol polyphosphate multikinase beta-like
Exons: 2
Coding region: 234-932 (232 amino acids)
Biological process (GO): inositol phosphate biosynthetic process
Cellular component (GO): cytoplasm; nucleus
Molecular function (GO): inositol tetrakisphosphate kinase activity; inositol-1,4,5-trisphosphate 3-kinase activity
Source: RefSeq, a predicted model, not a curated record